ACAUGACGCCGUUUGUCACAUGAUGCUACGCGGAAGCAGCAAAUGUCUAGUGUACUCCUAACGGAGUCAUGCAGUUUUAACGUUAAAGCAGCUGAUAUCCACACUACAAACGACAGCGGUAAAGUCUGAAGUAUAAAGUACCUGAGCUAGUACAAACAGUCGACAUGGGCGUGUCAGAGCUGGAGGAAUCGUCUCUGUUACUGGACGAAAAGCUGCUCCGCUUCAUGGACCAGCUGGAGUCACUGGAGGAGAAACGAGCCACUCUCAACUCUCUCAUAGAGCAGGGAUGGUUUUCCAUAUCCAAGGCUCGAUAUUCCAUGGGAAACAAACAAGUCUCUGCACUUCAGUAUGCAAGCGAGAUAGAGCCACUGGUCUGUGUUCAUGCAAGAACACUAGACAAUGGUGAGGUGGAUUUCAGCACAGAAAGGGCUCAACAAAAGUGUAGUAAAGAAGCUGGAUUAGAUGCAAAGUCGGUAGAGGAUAUUGGCCCUCAAGAAGAAGGUAUCAGGAGAAGAAUCAGACCAAAAAAAGAUAUCACAGAGAAGGAGGCAAGUGGAGAAGCAAGCAGUGAAAAAGCUCCUGAAAUAACACCAGUAAGAAAAUGUGACCAGAAUCCUCAGCAAGAUCCACUGAAAUGGUUUGGGAUUCUGGUGCCACAAUCUCUUAAACAAGCACAGACGUCAUUCAAGCAAGUAAUAGAGCUGUCAGCUGAGAUUGCUGCCCUUCAGACUGCAGUGUUGAACACCAGACAGGAGCUGAAGCGCAGCAUGAAAGACAAACACGCUGCACAGGAGAAAGUCUCAGCAGCCCAGUCGGACAAGGUGGCAGACUGAAUAACUUUAGGCCAGAAUUUGGAGUGGAGAUUACAGAUGUAACCGGUCAUAGUCAGUUAUUAAUUGGUAAUAAAUUAUGUUUGAACUU
Molecule: messenger RNA, 921 nt
Organism: Larimichthys crocea (large yellow croaker)
Lineage: Eukaryota; Metazoa; Chordata; Actinopteri; Sciaenidae
Gene: vma22
Product: vacuolar ATPase assembly factor VMA22
Exons: 5
Coding region: 165-833 (222 amino acids)
Biological process (GO): vacuolar proton-transporting V-type ATPase complex assembly
Source: RefSeq, a predicted model, not a curated record